AUGUUAUGCGAUUUAACUUCAGCACCUUCAAAUCACAUCAAAAUUUUAGGCAAUUACGAUGAAGCGAUAGCAAUUUUAGUGGAGUUUGAUCGACGGCAUCCCGGCUAUGCGAUCGUUCCGUUACGUCGUAUUGGCAUCGAGAGACGUAUGGCGAUUAGCAUGACUGCGAAUGGAGCGACUGUUGACUAUUCAUCGGUAAUUUCGCGUUUCGAACGUCUCAUACAAGAUGCACAAACACCCAGACGAUUGGCCACAUUCUAUGCGAUCAAACUGGCCAGAUUCCAUGCAAAGACGAGGAAUGACCGAAAAUUGGCCGAGAAAAUACUUCGUGAUGCGUUGAAUCGUGAUAAGGAUAGUCCCCAGCUGUAUUUGGCUCUUAUUGAUCUGGCCUAUGAGGCGCCAGAUUUUGACGAAAAAACCAUCUUGGAAGCGUUUGAUAACGCUUUGGAUAGUGAACAUUUGAGCAGUGAGCAAAAACUAAAGUUUUCCCAACGAAAAUUGGACUUCCUUGAAGAUCUCGGCACUGAUAUCAAAAUCCUUCAACAACAUUUGGAAUAUCACUCUCAGUUGCAAAAGUCCAUUGAAAGUACACCUUCGUCAUCGAAAAGAACGUCUGAUCAUUUAGCGAGGAGUGAUCACGCAGAUAAGAGAGUUUAUACGGGCAAUCCCGGCUAUCCCGUACCGUACAUACCGCCACAACAACCUCCUCAACAACCACAGUACUACGUUCCAGAUGUUUAUUCAGCGUCUCCCAUUCAGCAACCCCCAAUGAACGUCAUCAACCCGACUGCGUACUACUAUCCAGCUCAACCGACCGCUGUCGUAUCACAAAUCCAACAAACUUAUUAA
Molecule: messenger RNA, 849 nt
Organism: Anisakis simplex (herring worm)
Lineage: Eukaryota; Metazoa; Nematoda; Chromadorea; Rhabditida; Anisakidae
Source: the annotation of a GenBank genome assembly